UCCCAUCAUCUGAAUGCCUACCCAAAUCUCGCAAUCUUAUCCGUGUCGUCUGGUGGUUGGUUGGUUGGCCCUGUAGCGCCCACGGACACUCCCUUCCCCCCCGUCCACUCACGUCGCCGGACCUUCCCUUCUCCCGGCCGGCCUCGUUCCAUCUCACCGGGCUUGCAAAUUUCCAAGAAAACGGGCACAUCUCGGUGGUUGGGCUCGAGCCAUCUUGCCGAGAAAGGUCGCUCUUUUGCUGUUUUCGGUCACUGUUCUGCGUCAAUGGUGGACGUGAGGAAAGUGGAAUUGGCCAAAACUCUGGUAGUGGAGCUCGUGGUGGGUUGUCCUCUUUAAGCACACCGUCUGCCCCGUCGCGGAAGUCCUCCCCAAAUCUUGCUCACCCAUCUCUUUCUUUUCGCUCUCGAGACCCAGGAUCGGAUUCAUCGUUUUCAAGAAUCGAAAACAUGAGCUGCGUCAAUUUGAGCACCACCUGUUCGAUCUUUAACCAAGCGAGCAGAUCCAAUUUGCUCCAUCCCCUGAAAACUCCGACCUUUCCGCGGAUUUGUCCGAGACCCGCCAGACCCAUUUCUUGUUCCUCCCCCAGAUUGCGCUUCUCCGUCUCCGCGAUCCUCACCAAGGAAGAGGAGGCCACCACCGAGGACAAAGAAGGGCGGCCCCCGUUCAAUUUCAAGGAGUACAUGCUCGAGAAGGGGUGCUCCGUGAACGCGGCGCUCGACUCCUCGGUCUUGCUCCGGCCGCCGCUGAAGAUUCAUGAGGCCAUGAGGUAUUCGUUGCUCGCCGGCGGGAAGAGGGUCCGCCCGGUGCUGUGCAUAGCGGCGUGCGAGCUCGUGGGAGGGCAGGAGUCGAUGGCCAUGCCGUCGGCUUGCGCUGUCGAGAUGAUCCACACCAUGUCUCUGAUUCACGAUGACCUUCCCUGUAUGGACAACGACGACUUGCGCCGCGGAAAGCCCACCAACCACAAGGUUUAUGGUGAAGAUGUUGCUGUUUUGGCUGGAGACGCCCUACUGGCAUAUGCAUUUGAGCAUAUUGCGGUAGAAACCAAGGGGGUUUCGCCCACAAGGAUAGUCAGAGCAAUCUUUGAAUUGGCGAGGUCUAUUGGAGCAGAAGGCCUCGUUGCUGGCCAAGUGGUGGAUAUAAGUUCUGAAGGAAUCGCUAAUGUAGGAUUGGAGCACCUUGAGUUUAUUCAUCUCCACAAGACUGCGGCGUUGCUCGAAGCGUCUGUUGUUCUUGGGGCAAUUAUGGGAGGUGGGUCUAAUGAAGAAGUUGAGAAGUUGCGGAGUUUUGCAAGGUGUAUUGGGUUGUUAUUUCAAGUGGUGGAUGAUAUUCUGGAUCUGACCCAGUCUUCUCAAGAACUGGGUAAAACGGCUGGCAAGGAUUUGGUGGCUGACAAAGUUACGUAUCCAAAGCUAAUGGGCAUUGAAAAAUCUAGGGAGUUGGCCAACAAACUGAACAAAGAUGCUCAAGAACAGCUAUUUGGAUUUGAUAUAGCGAAGGCAGCUCCAUUGAUUGCUUUGGCAGAUUACAUUGCUAACAGGCAGAACUAAUUGUUCCAUAAAAGGUAGGAUUAAUUGUUCAGGGAGGUUUUGGGUUAUCAUUUACAGUAGAACUUGCUGGGAACUCAUGAAUUAGAGGACAUGAUACUAAUGGGUGGUGGAUUUAUAUUAAGUGUCCAGCAGUCACUUCUCAGUGUUGCUUGAGGUCUUAUCACUAGUCAUUCCGAAACCCAAACCCCUGAUUUUUCUCUGGAGGAAAUGAUACAAAGGAAACUUUAAUGCUGUCAAUGUUAUAUCGUGUAAUUUGAUCUCAGAAGAAUGUAGCACAUUCCCAUCCAGUCGUUUUUAGUACUGUCAUUGUUGCAUAUCGUAAAUUGAUUUUUUCUUAUUUACCAUCA
Molecule: messenger RNA, 1894 nt
Organism: Eucalyptus grandis
Lineage: Eukaryota; Viridiplantae; Streptophyta; Magnoliopsida; Myrtales; Myrtaceae
Product: geranylgeranyl pyrophosphate synthase, chloroplastic
Exons: 2
Coding region: 447-1547 (366 amino acids)
Biological process (GO): isoprenoid biosynthetic process
Molecular function (GO): geranylgeranyl diphosphate synthase activity
Source: RefSeq, a predicted model, not a curated record